AUCACCUGUCAACGUGAUGAGUGGGUAUUCGCCGAUAUGGAUUUGCUGAGGCAUGUGAUAGCACCAGGUGUUAGAAUGGCCCUGAAAUUGCAUCAGGAUCAUUUCGCGGCAGGCGAUGACUUCGAUCAUGCACCGUUGCUCUACGAACGAAUCACACACUAUCUCAGCAAGCUGUUCAUAUCGCAUGAGCAUGAUCCAGCAUGGCGUCGUGCGAUAAUAGCGAACACGCCAUCACUACUUGCUCUAAGGCAUAUGUAUGACGACGGACAGGAUGAUUAUAAGAUCAUAAUGCUUAACAAAAUGCAUCUCAAUAUGAGGUUAGUUGAUAGAAGAGGAUGUUCAUGA
Messenger RNA from Anisakis simplex (herring worm), 345 nucleotides. Lineage: Eukaryota; Metazoa; Nematoda; Chromadorea; Rhabditida; Anisakidae. The record is from the annotation of a GenBank genome assembly.